CUCUCUCAGCCCCCCAAACCAGAAACCCUCGAAAGAACCCAAACGCUGUCGCGGUUUCUUGACCCAACAAAGCCUCCUCCAACGAAGGUAUUCGUGAAGUUCCGUCGUCAUCCCCAAGAAAGAUCGGAACCCAGAAACGAAAAAUGACCAGUCUCCUCCGGCGGAAGAACCCCAUCAACCCCUUCUUGCUCCUCCGCAAGCAAACGAUCGCGCAUUUUGUGACCACAGAGUGUUCGAUUCCAAGAACCGGCCGCCAUUCCCCCGUGAACCCAGCGUCGGCCAGCGCUUGCUUCCGUCCCCAUCGUUUCCCGAGAAAAGUGAGGGGGUUUCGUCCCUCUCCGGCUUCUUUCUCCUCCUCGUCUGCUUCUUCUCGGGUCGGGUUCGUGGGUUGGUAUCUGGGUAUGGUCAAGUCCCGACCCAUUUUCACCAAGAGCGUCAGUUGUUGCCUUAUUUACACAGCUGCAGAUUUGUCUUCUCAGACGAUUUCAAAGCCAUCUUCAGAAUCUUAUGAUCUUGUGAGGACAUUGCGGAUGGCUGGAUAUGGUCUGUUGAUUUUAGGGCCAUCGCUGCAUUUUUGGUUCAAUUGCAUGUCGAGACUUUUUCCAAAGCAGGAUCUUGCCUCCACAUUGAAGAAAAUGGUCAUGGGGGAGACACUUUACGGACCCGCUAUGACCGUGGUUUUCUUUUGCGUGAAUGCCGGUCUACAAGGUGAGAAUGGGACACAGAUUGUUGCUCGAUUGAAGCGGGACUUGAUUCCAACAUUGGUGAAUGGAUUUAUCUACUGGCCCUUAUGUGAUUUCAUCACGUUAAGAUUUACCCCUGUUCAUUUACAGCCUCUUGUGAGCAACUCGUUCUCAUAUGUAUGGACCAUAUAUCUGACAUACAUGGCUAGUUUACGCAAAGUGGAUUCAACUGCUAAGCUAACUACAGGAGCUGCCAUUUCUCCUCCACAAUAGGCUCUGGAUUUUACUUCAUGUUACAGCCAUCAGCAGGUUGCUACUGACAGUACAUGAAAUCUUUGUCCUGUGCAGUCUUUAGGACUCAAUGAUGCAACAAUGGGAUCUUCUUUGGAGCAGAGAGCAUAUGGUUCAAGAGAAAAGGAACCACCCUGAUUAUUCUUCUAGUUUAAGGAACAACCGCUUUGUCUAGCAAACUUUUUCAUCAUAUUAGUCAAUUACUUGCAUGAGAUGUAGCAGUUUAGCAUCGCAGAUUAUUGUAAAGCACUACUCAAUGAAGCUGUUAGGGCAUUCUUUCCUGAAAAUUUCUCUGCCUAGUUUAGUUCCGUUCCUCAUUUUUGGUGCAUAUUGUUGGAAAAACUAGCCCACCUAUAAUCGAGCUAUUUCAGAGCACAUUUACGUUCGAUAUUUG
Messenger RNA from Rhodamnia argentea, 1368 nucleotides. RefSeq names its product PXMP2/4 family protein 4. The transcript has 4 exons. Lineage: Eukaryota; Viridiplantae; Streptophyta; Magnoliopsida; Myrtales; Myrtaceae. Bases 144 to 956 code for a protein of 270 amino acids. Gene Ontology annotation, cellular component: membrane; cytoplasm. The record is from RefSeq and is a predicted model, not a curated record.